Paramormyrops kingsleyae is the source of this 1944-nucleotide messenger RNA. RefSeq lists its product as uncharacterized. The record is from RefSeq and is a predicted model, not a curated record. NCBI's taxonomy places the organism in Eukaryota, Metazoa, Chordata, Actinopteri, Osteoglossiformes, Mormyridae.
UUCACCCGUACCCAAGAAAGGCGGUAGUUCCGCAACAAGUUUUUCUGUUGUUGGUUCCGUAAUUUUCUGUUUAUAUUUUACUUUUUUUUUUUUACCUGAUAAGAAACAUGGAUGCUUAUAUUAAUCUAAAACUGAAAGAAAACGCAGAAAUAUACAGAAAUUCUCUCGAAAGGAUCGUUGAAAAAUACUCAAACGUGGACGGAUCGGGGGUGGAGGUGUGUUUGCAGUCCAUGACCUACCAGACAGCUGAAGGUAUUGUUCCCUGGGAUUCAGUACAUAUAGGAAAAAGAAAAAAGUCGUUAAAGAAGGUGGAUGAUUCAUGGAUGCCAGCUCAAGAGAGAGGUAAAGGGAGCACUGGCAAUACCCAGCUGGAGGUCUCCAGACGGUGUGACGAGCUGCUGUUUUCGAUGGACACCUCUGCGGGGACGUGCGCUGAGAGCGUUCUCUGGGAUUCCGGAGUGAAUAGCUCACAGCUCCUCUCCAGCUCCAUGAGCGAUUCAUGGUGCAGCCAGCAGGGGGCGCCGACCCAACCGGAGGACCACGAUGAGGAGCUGGAGCGCACACUCAGCAGUCAGGGCAGCACCCUGCUGGACCUGUAUCCCAGCAUGCUCAGCCAGAUGGGGGAGGCCUGCCGGCGGCAGCAGGUGGCGGAGGCGGGCGACGCCGUGCUGAAGCGAUACCGACGUGGCUGGUUCUCCAGGACCCAUAAGCCUGCUCCCGGGAACAGAAGCGGGAGAAAGCGCCACACUGCCUAUGUGAUGGAUAACAGCGCCCCCUCUUGCCAGGAGAACGUCCCUCCUUCUCUCCUGCAUGUUAGCCGAAGGAUAAGUUCCUUCUCACCCCACCGUCAUGCCGUUAAAAUAUCUGUCUCCAGUCCCCCACCACCGGAGCAAGCUGCCUUCGGCAUCCAAGUCAACUCCUGCAGUAGCAGGAAAAGAGGACAGACACCCCCCCAGCGAGAUUUAUCCCCUAUAUGGGACUCAGAUUCAGAGGGUGCCUCAGUAGCUGUCUCCGCCCCACAUCACUCUGAGGGUCCUCCACUAGGUACAGGCCCUUUGGUGACUGGAGACCCCAGGUCCAAACCGCCCCCCAGGUCCACACCAACUCCAGCUCCAGCUUGGCUCGAAGUCUGCCUCCCUACCCCUUCACACCAAGUGCACACGAGUAGCUUGCUCUUCAAUUUUCAGCUCGGCGACCGCUCCAUGCGCCAGUGGAUCGACCAGGAGUUUCAGAAGCUGUACCACAGGAUGUUGGGUGGGAACAGACCCACUCCGCGCGUCUCUGCCACCGUGGCCACGCCACCCAGGUGGAGCAGGCUGCCACGGCCGUCCUCCUCCUCCUCCUCCUCGCUUGCAGCACUCGCCCUCUCUCCUGCUGGAACCUGGGCCAGGAAGCGGAUUCGCGAAGUGUCUCCCGAACCGUUGCCGGGGUCCAAGCGCUUCCGAGGGGGAGGGCCAGGGGCAGGGGGCCGCCCAGCAGAGCGUCAUCACUGCAGCAGCCUGGGCCUCCUGCCCGGCUCUCCUGCAGCGUACGCCCGCAGCCCUCCCCCUCGCAAAGGACUCCAGCUUCAGAUCCCCCAUGAGGGCGUGUCCGAGACCAGCUUCUAUUCCAGCUUCCCAUCUCAGAGAGAUGAACAUGCCAUUCUGACAGACAUUACAGGAAAUUCUACAGACACAAAUUCCAGCUCAUCUCCCAUCAGCGUAAAACCGAAGGCAGGCUCUCACAGUCUCUCUCGAAAGCGACUGCUCUACUCUGUACCCUAGCGCUUCUCCGAAGGCCUGGAUUUAACCAACGGCAGCAGUGUCGUCAUGCUGCUCCAGCAUCCCCACACACCCAGCCUGUCCUUGUGAUGUUUUUACAUUGUCCCCAUAUACUCUUUGUUGCGACAUUUGUCAUUUACCCCAAGAGUGUUUUGAGAUGUUUAUUAAAGCCACAUUGUUUGGA